AUGUCGAUCAAACUUUGGGGCUCCGUGACUUCUGCCUGUACUCACAGAGUGCUGAUCACUCUCAAUGAACUUGGGCUCAAGUACAACUUGACUCAAGUUAACCUCAUGAGGGGAGAACAAAGGGAUCCCGCGUACAUCGAGGAACAGCACCCCUUUGGCCGCAUUCCCGUUAUCCAUGAUGGAGAUCUUCAACUUUUCAAAUUCCGAGCCAUUUGCCGCUACCUCGUCACCAAGUACGGCGGCCCCUCUAGCUCUCUUGAUGCCGUCACAUUGUGCAACGAGAAGCUAUGGAAGAACCCGGCUGAGCCCGCCAACCCUCUUGAGGAAGAAAAGGCAACUGCAAUGUUCAAAACUGCACUUGAUUAUUACGAAAACUUCCUGGGCUCCAGCGCUUACCUAGCUGGAAAUGAGUCCAGCCUUGCUGACGUCUAUGUCUUCACCUGGAUGCCUUACAUCAAGUUACUCGGCUUGUACGAGGAAGUUGCUGGGAGGCCAAAUGUUGAAGACUUGUGGAAGCGUGUAUCGAGCCGCUCAGCAUGGAAAUCUGCUGUGAAGGAUAUGCCGCAGUAG
Messenger RNA from Colletotrichum acutatum, 570 nucleotides. Its product is annotated as thioredoxin-like protein. The transcript is spliced from 5 exons. Gene Ontology annotation, biological process: glutathione metabolic process. NCBI's taxonomy places the organism in Eukaryota, Fungi, Ascomycota, Sordariomycetes, Glomerellales, Glomerellaceae. Gene Ontology annotation, molecular function: glutathione transferase activity; glutathione binding. The record is from RefSeq and is a predicted model, not a curated record. Gene Ontology annotation, cellular component: cytoplasm. Bases 1 to 570 code for a protein of 189 amino acids.